AUGAAGAAACUUAGAUCUUUUACUGAAGUUUUCUCUGAUUUAAUUUCAAAUGAAUUUUCUUUAAAUUUGUAUUUUGGUAAAAUAGUACACAAGAUUACUGAACACAGAUAUUCACUUAACAUUCUAAAUCCUAUAAUUUUAACAAAAUUACCUUCUUUAUACAAAUUUAAAAUAAAAGGUAAUGAUAAUCUAAUAAAGAAUCAAUACACUACUUAUAUUUCAGAUAUAAAAGAACCCAUUUCAAUUACAUACAUACAUUUUCCUAAUAAAAUUUACGAUGUUAUGAUUUAUCAGUAUCGUGGUACUAAAUCUAAAACAUGUAAUUCUUUUACUGUAGGAAAAGAUAAAGAAUUUGUAUUAGAAGUGGGUGAUAAAAAGGUAGAUGAUAUUUUACAACUACUCACAGGAUUGUGUGAGGAUGUACAUUAUAAACUUAAUAAGAAAGAGUAA
Molecule: messenger RNA, 450 nt
Organism: Vairimorpha ceranae
Lineage: Eukaryota; Fungi; Microsporidia; Nosematidae
Exons: 1
Coding region: 1-450 (149 amino acids)
Source: RefSeq, a predicted model, not a curated record